AUGUUGGAGGCAAGCGCACAGGACAUGAUCAUGCAAAAGGAGCAGAUUUCAUCUUUAAAGAGCGAGAAUGCGACGUUGAGGGCCAGACUUAGAGAGACGGAACUGCAGCAGGAUGAACUGGAUCAGUACGGACGACGAAAUACGGUUGAAGUGCAUGGUAUACCAGAAAUUAAAAACGAAAACAUUCCGGAUCAUAUUAUUAAUAUUGGAAAGGUGCUAAACGUGAAUUUAGACUAUUCUUCAAUAGAUGCGUGUCACCGGCUACCAAAAAGAAGAAAUCAACCAAUAACAGCAGCAGCGGCGAUAGUGGUUCGUUUUGUGCGACGCGCGGAUGCUGAUGCGUUGCUGAGUGGCCGCCGAGCCAUAAAUUUAACUACGAGUCACAUCAACAUCCAGGGAAACAAUACAAUAUACCUAAAUCAAUCCCUCACCAAAAAAAGAAGAAAGUUGUUUGCUCAGGCGAGGCAAAUACUUGGAGAUAAGGGAGUACGACGCCUGUGGAUUGACUGUGUCGGGAGAGUGAAGGUGAGAGGUGAGGACGGAGAGACGGUUUAUCUUCUGAAAGAUGAGGAGGACUUGAAACACAUUAGGACACGGAAAGAUUGA
Molecule: messenger RNA, 606 nt
Organism: Nilaparvata lugens (brown planthopper)
Lineage: Eukaryota; Metazoa; Arthropoda; Insecta; Hemiptera; Delphacidae
Exons: 1
Coding region: 1-606 (201 amino acids)
Source: RefSeq, a predicted model, not a curated record